This is a messenger RNA of Odocoileus virginianus texanus, 763 nucleotides long. Its product is annotated as mitochondrial pyruvate carrier 2. Gene Ontology annotation, cellular component: mitochondrial inner membrane. Gene Ontology annotation, molecular function: pyruvate transmembrane transporter activity. Gene Ontology annotation, biological process: pyruvate import into mitochondria. The record is from RefSeq and is a predicted model, not a curated record. NCBI's taxonomy places the organism in Eukaryota, Metazoa, Chordata, Mammalia, Artiodactyla, Cervidae.
UCCGCCCCCACAACCUUUUCUGGGCGCGGGCCAAAGGGUGGUUCGCUGGGGGGUCAGGCUCAGCCACGGGGAGGGCAGGCACCCGGGGAGAGAGGGCGCGAGGCGUUGAUACAGGGGAGAGUGACGGGCUGCCCUACAUUGCCAGCCAGGGACGAGCACGCGGCCACGCUACCACCCGGCUGCCCACGAUCACUCGUCCGCAGAAAUGUCAGCCGCCGGCGUCCGGGGCCUGCGGGCCACCUACCACCGGGUCCUUGAUAGAGUGGAGCUCCUGCUGCCUGAAAAACUGAGGCCGUUGUACAACCACCCGGCAGGUCCCAGAACAGUAUUUUUCUGGGCUCCAAUUAUGAAAUGGGGGCUGGUGUGUGCUGGAUUGGCUGACAUGGCCAGACCUGCAGAGAAGCUCAGCACGGCUCAGUCUGCUGUUUUGAUGGCUACAGGCUUUAUUUGGUCAAGAUACUCACUUGUAAUUAUUCCAAAAAACUGGAGUCUAUUUGCUGUUAAUUUCUUUGUUGGGACAGCAGGAGCCUCUCAGCUAUUUCGUAUUUGGAGAUAUAACCAAGAACUAAAAGCUAAAGCAAAUAAAUAAGAGUUCCUGAUCACCCUGGCAAUCUAGAUAUGGACUUAACCACCGGGACCUAGUUUGAUUUAUUAUUCAGUUGUUGAUGAGGUGAUACUAACUGUGCUAAUGUUUGUAAGGCAUAAAAUGUAAUUGGGAGAUAGUAUUGAUACUUGAUCCAACAGAAAAAUAAAGCAAACUUUU